UCCGGGGGCAGCCGGAGCCGCCGCGGAUCCGAGCCGCGGGACGAGAGCUUGAGCCGGAGACGCUCUCCAGGCCGGCGCUCUCGCUCUCCAGGUCGACGCUCUCCAAGUCGGCACUCUGAAUCAUCAGUAGAACAGAGCUUGCGGAUCACAGUUGGCAAUGACCACUAUGGCAUUGACACCCCAGAACAAAGGAGACUGUCUGAUAGACUAGGCUCACCAGUUGAUAGCCUAAGUGAUGUGGAAAGGGAUGACCUGGCUGAAGGUCCAAUAUUUAGCAGAGGCCUUUCACGUCCUCAAAGCCUUGAGCAAUAUUCCUCUCAUGAGGACAGUCCUCCUAGUCCUUACACUAUGAGACACGAUGAGGACUAUCGCAGUAGGGAAGUUUUUCUUCACCAAUCACCCUAUAGCAUGAACUAUGACCAUCUGCCGGAUAUAUCAAGAGAACCCGACAGGGAUGGUGAAUUAUUUAGGAAGUCAUAUCAAUCAGAGGAGAGAGGGAGAGAGUCAAAGCGCCUUCGAUAUGACAGAGAGGACAGACUGCUUGCUGUGAACGUGGAGCAUCAGAGUUUCUUGCCAGGAACACGGAAUUACCGUAAAAGAAGUCUCAGUAGAAGCCCAAGCCCAGCAGAUGAAGACUUCAGGGAGCUUGAAAGUGCUAGGAGAAAAAGAGAAGAGGAGGAGCUGAGCAGAAGCCCUAGUCAAGAUCUUCCUGGCAGUGGCUAUGUGAUUCCUGGCUUGACUAAACCUGUGCAGUCCUCUGAACCUCGUUACCUUUAUAGACCAGAUGAAGCACCAGCAAUGCCCAAAAAAUCAAUCCUGAAGAAACGAGUGGAUGAUUCUUCUGUGCAGCCUGAAGCGUUUUCUAGCAGUUCUGGCUCUGUCAAAGAACUCCCUCUUCAUUCACAUCCUCCUCCUUUGCCCCAGCGUAGCAGCACUACUCCUUUUUCAUCUGAAGUGGAAAAUUUCCUCAGACGUUUCAACAAAAAUGCGGUUGCAGAGUCUGCAAACAAGGACUCUCAAGCCAGUGUCCAUGACUGGACACCGAUUUCUGGCCUACAGCAAAAUGCUUUCCCCUCUGAACAGAAUCUUGGGAGUUUUUUGCGACAAAAGGACUAUCAGGAGUCUGCAGCGUGGUCUGCAGACCGGCAAGGUGACUUCCUACUUCCUCAUGAAAGGGCCAGCCAGGAUGGGAGUGGCUUUUCACGCAUUCUGGGAAUGAUGGCAGAUUCUACUAGUGCCCAAGAGAAGAGAAGGCGCAGCUUUCCUGAUAUUGAUGAUGAAGAGAAAUUUCUUUAUGGUGAUGAUGAGGAUGACUCUAACAUCAACUCACCUUCUACUGAAACCCUAACAGUGAGUGGGAAAGAACCUGUAAGCCAGAAACCAAGUUCCCCAUCUCCUCCUACUCAGUCUGUAAAACCAGACACUUCGGAAGGGUCCGGAGUAGAGUAUGAGAAGAUCCAUGAUUUACUCAAAACUAUUGGUCUUGACAUUGGGGUGGCUGAAAUUGGCAAGCUGGCUGCCCGAACACAGGAACGGCUCCAUGGGAAAAAAACAUCGCGUUCUCCUGAUCGUCGUUCAGCAGGUUCUUGUAAACCAGACUCUAGGGAGAUGCGCCGCAGUCGAAGCAAUACCCAUUCUCCAGAAUCAAACCAGAAGUGCUCUUUGUCACCUUCUGGUUCUUUUUCUUCAUCUAAAGAGCUGUCCUCUGUUUCAGAAUUGGAGCACUCUAAAUGCAAAACACAAGGGCAUAAUAAUUCUUCUGGCACGCCAGAGCGGUCUGUUCCCCCAGUAUCUCUAAUCCCAUCUGCACCACCUUUUCUUCCUAAUUUACCUCCUACUCCCAACCCUAUGUCCCAAUAUUCAGUAUCACGCUUUUCUCCAUUCACUGCAACUCAGCUGCCCCAAAACUAUCCAACCCCCACAAUGGCCCCUCCUGGCUAUGAUGCUUAUGGACACUAUAUGGCAUAUGCAGCGACUGGCUGGCCCAUGUAUGCUCCUUCUCAGCAGUCUGAUCCUGCAAUUCAAGACGUACAUGGGCUUGUCUCGCUGACAGUGCCCCCAAAUCCUACACGGCCGAACCUCAGAGUUAUUGAGACAGUUUCCACAGGCAAGGGGACUCCUGAAAUCAAGAGAGAUGAGUCUGUGCUUGUGCAAAUUCCCACCACUCCUACUUAUUCCAGAUUACUCCCUCAUCUAUCUCAGUCUUCUCUCAGAGGUCCUACGGAAAGAAUGUCUGAUGAAAAAAAUCGGGCUUCUCAGAAGCAAAAGGUAAUAGAGGAAAGAGAGAAACUGAAGGUUGAACAGGAAUCACGACAGAAGAAACUGCACUACCUGAGGACUGAGUUGGAUAGACUUUCUAAACAGCAAGGGGAGAUGUUACGGAAGAAACGUAGGGAGAAGGACGGCCAUAAAGACCCCCUGCUAGUGGAAGUAAAUCGACUACAGGAGAACAUUGUGAAGGAAAUCACUCAGCUGCAGAUAAUGACUGAAACAGCGGAGAAGAAACAGUCUGAGCUUGACAAGGUAGCUCAGAUCCUUGGGAUUAACAUUUUUGAGAAAUCCCGGAAACCAUCUGCAGAAAGUAAAGAUUCCACAGAGAAAAACAAGUCAGAGACUACAAGAAGUCAGGAGAAAACUUCCAGCUCAAACAAGGAUUCAAAACCAACUAUUGACAAGCCCAGGGGUAGGAGUCCCAAGCCUACAGAAUCAUGUUCACAGACAUCCAAACAGCAAUUCCAGUUGGGCAAUAUUUAUGACUAUUAUGACACAGGAAACCAUUGGUGCAAGGAUUGCAAUACCAUCUGUGGGACCAUGUUUGAUUUCUUCACACACAUGCAUAAUAAGAAGCAUAGGCAGACCCUGGACCCAUAUAAUAGACCAUGGGCUUCCAAGACUCAGACUGAAACAAAGCAGGAUCCCAUGAAACGCAUUGACAAAAUACCUCUUCCUGCAAAAGGUUCUGAAUUUCUAAUCCCAGUCACCGGCUAUUACUGCCAUCUUUGCCAUGAAUUUUUUGGUGACCAGAUAUCUGCAGAACAACAUGUGAAAAGUCAUCCACAUAAUGAGAAAUAUAAGAAAUAUGUGGAUGAGAAUCCACUCUAUGAAGAAAGGAGAAACCUGGACCGUCAAGCAGGAUUGUCUGUGAUUCAAGAAACAGAACGUAGACUGAAACGGAAACAGUGUGAAAAACAUAAAGAUGAUAGAGAUGAAAAGAAUGCAAAAGUGGCGAGAAAAGAGGAAUCAAACCCUACCAAAGAAUUAGAAGAGAGUAAUGAAAAUGAGAUUAGUAAAAGGAAAGAAGAUUCUGAUGGCAAGAAAUUUGGAAUAAAGCUUAAAUUGAAGAAGGAUGACAAAGAGGAUGAGAAAAAGGAAGGGAAGAAAGAGGAAUCCCAAAAGGACUCAAGACAGUCAUCUUUUGGAAAGUUUAGCUGGAGGAAAACUGAAAAAGAGGAUAAAAAUCCAGGCAAAGAUGUAGCUUCCCCUAAGGAGGAAUGUAUUGAGGAAGGCAAAGAUAAAGAAAGCAAGUCUCAAUCUGGAAAAUCAAAUGCAAAGCCUAUUGCAAUUAAGUUGUCUGGGAAAACUGUUAUUCCACACACUAGCCCAUGGACACCAGUUGUUUCAACUUCAUCACAAGCAAAAAUCCGGCCAAAUUUACCAGUUCCUGUCAUGGUUCUCAGGAAGUCUGCAAGUACAACAGUCAGCAAGCCAGCACCAUUAAAUACAUUCUUGUCUAUAAAAUCUUCAGGUGCCACCACCAAGCCACUCCCUGUUGUAAAAGAGGGUAAUCCAGAACUUGUUCUACCUCCAGAUAUUAUUUCAAAAGCAUUUGGGGGAGAAGUAGUCAUUUUAAAGGGCUCCCAGGAGAAUGUAAAGUUACCAGAACAGGCAGGGACUCAGGAACAAGAGGCUGAAAGUAUGACACAGGCUGUGGAACAGACAAAGGCUCUAGACAAUGUAAAGGCAAGUAUGGAAAAGGUACAGGAGCAAGCAAUGCUGGUGGCAAAGGCACAAGCAAAAGCACGAGAGCUUGCAAAUAUGGCAAAAGAGCAAGAGGUCGCAAGACUGCCAAAAAUGCCAGAACAACCUCACGUUUUUGAGCGACCACAUCGUCGCCCUCUGCUCCCACUGCCACCGCGACCACCACUGUCAAUGUUACCACCACGGCCAUCACCACUGCUGUUUCCACCUCCACCCAUGCCACCACCAAAACAGACACCAUUCAUUCUGGCAGAUGACAUGGCUCCAGGUGUAUCUGAGGAUGAUAAAAAUAUACUGGCAAUGCCUAUGUGCCCACAUCCUUUACCUCCACCAACUUUUAAAGACCAUGCUAAAAAAAUGGAGAAAAAGAACACAUGCCUGGCUGCAGGUAAUGCUAAAGAUCUUUAUGAUAUUUUUUACAACAGUGGAAGAAGUCCAGCUGAUAAGCCUGCAAGUUCUAUAGUUUCAGAUAAAGGAAAAUUAAAUCUGCUGGAGAAAGAGAGAAGUACAGACACCGUGGCAGAUUCUAAACCAAAUAUCCAUUCUUCCAUACAAGAAACACUGCAGAAUGUAGACAGUUCGUCUGAUGUUAAUAAAAUCUCUGUAUCUGCAGGAACCCCAGAAACUAAAGUGAAAGCAGAGAAGGUUUGGGCAGCUUCUGAAGAAAAUUUUGAAAUUGCAACUAGUGUUGAAAGGGAAUCACAGGAAUACUCUUUGCUAGAUUUACAAAAUAAACCAAAACAUAAGGAAACAGCACAGUCUAAUGAUCGUCAGUCAAGUGCUUCUCUUUCCCUUCAGAAUGAGGUAGAAAUGGGAGCCGCUGCUUCAUCAGAACUCAGUAACAAAUCAUCUGAGGUUGGGAGAGCAGAAAUAACUGUACAGAUGCUGAAUAGAAGUGUUCUUCCUUCUGACGUAGUUAACGAGAAACCUGCAGAGAUUGAGUCUGCAGAGUUAGCCAUGCAGUCAUCAUCAGAAGAGAAAGCUCUUCUUUUGCAAGUUGUUAGCAAGAAACCAAAACAGUUUGAAACAUCAGAAUUCACCUUAUCAUUGCCCAAAACCACUCAUCCUCUGGAAGAAGUUAACAAGAAUGCAUCAGAGCUACAGACAGCAGUGUUUAUUUCGCCUGAUAAUGAAUUAACCACAUCACCAGAAGAUAAAGCUCUUCCUUUGCAAGAUGUUAGCAAAAAAGCUGCAGAGCUUGAGACUGCAGAGUUUACCCCCCCAGACAGCAAUAUGCCUCCCGUUCAGGAAGAGGUUAGCAGGAAUUCAUCAGAGCUUCAGACUGCAGUGUUUAUGACUUCUGAUAACGAAGCAGCCACACCAUUGUCAGAAGAUAAAGCUCUUUCUUUGCAAGUUGUUAGCAAGAAACCUGUAGAGCUUGAGACUGCAGAAUUCACCAUGGUGUUGCCAAUAAGCAGUACUCCUCCUCUAGAAGAAGUUAGCCGGAAUUCAUCAGAGCUUCAGAGAACAGUGUUUAUUUCGCCUGAUAAUGAAUUAACCACAUCAUCGGAAGCUCUUCCUUUGCAAGAUGUUAGCAAAAAACCUGUAGAGCUUGAGACUGCAGAGUUUACCCCCCCAGACAGCAAUAUGCCUCCCGUUCAGGAAGAGGUUAGCAGGAAUUCAUCAGAGCUUCAGACUGCAGUGUUUAUGACUUCUGAUAACGAAGCAGCCACACCAUUGUCAGAAGAUAAAGCUCUUUCUUUGCAAGUUGUUAGCAAGAAACCUGUAGAGCUUGAGACUGCAGAAUUCACCAUGGUGUUGCCAAUAAGCAGUACUCCUCUGGAAAAAGUUAGCAGGAAUUCAUCAGAGCUUCAGAGAACAGUAUUUAUUUCUCCUGAUAAUGAAUUAACCACAUCAUCAGAAGAUAAAGCUCUUCCUUCGCAAGAUUUUAGCAAGGAACCCAUAGAGCUUAAAACUGCAGAGUUUACCAUGGGCUCUCCAGAAAGCAGUAUACCUCCUAUUCAGGAAGAAGUUAGCAGGAAUUCAUCAGAGUUUCAGAAAGUGGUGUCUAUAUCUUCAACUAAUGAAUUAGCCACGUUGUCAGAAGAUAAAGCUCUUUCUUUGCAAGAUGUUAGCAAGAAACCCAUAGAGCUUGAGACUGCAGAAUUCACCAUGAUAUUGCCAAUAAGCAGUACUCCACUUCUGGAAGAAGUUAGCCGGAAUUCAUCAGAGCUUCAAAAAGUAGUGUCUAUAUCUUCAACUAAUGAAUUAGCCACAUUGUCAGAAGAUAAAGGUCAUUUUUUGCAAGAUGUUAGCAAGAAACCUGUAGAGUUUGAGACUGCAGAGUUCACCAUGGUGUUGCCAAUAAGCAGUACUCCUCUUCUGGAAGAAGUUAGCAAGAAUUCAUCUUUAACCAGUGAAUUAGCCACAUUGUCAGAAGAUAAAGCUCUUUCUUUGCAAGAUGUUAGCAAGAAACCUGUAGAGCUUGAGACUCAAGAGUUCACCAUGACAUUGCCAACAAGCAGUACUCCUCUUCUGGAAGAAAUUAACAAUUCAUCAGGGCUUCAGACAGCAGUGUUUAUGUCUUCUGAUAAUGAAGCAACCAUACAGUUGUCAGAAGAUAAAGCUCUUCUUUUGCAAGAUGUGGGCAAGAAAAUGACAGAGUUUGAGACUGCAGCGUUGGCUAUGACAUCAGAAAGAAGUUUUCCUCCAUUUGAAAUCAUUAGCAAGAAUGCUUCAGAGCUUCAGACAGCAGAGUUUAAAUUUUCUGACAGUAAGGAUUCAGUUGCACAGUUGUCAAGAGACAGUGUUCCUCCUUUAGACCAUGUUAGCAAGAAGCCAUCAGAGUUUGAAAAAAUAGAACUAGCCAUGCAGUUGCCAGAAAGUAAUGGUGCUCCUUUAGAAGAAGUUAGCAACAAUACAUUACAUCUUGAGACAGCUGCAUUUAAAACUCUUGAUAAUAAAGAGUUAGCUACACCAUUGUCAGAAAAUGAGGCUGACCAUAGUAAGGAAACCCCAGCAAUGAUAGAUGUUGGCAUGACAAGUGAUGAGGACAUCAGUCAGAAACCACCAGAUCAGCAGAAAACGGAGAUUCACUGUGAGAUUGAGAGCAAUUUGGAGAUGGAAACAGAUGUGUCUAUUUUAGCUAAGAGAGAUGUAGAGAGGAAACAUGUAGACUUAGCUGGGUGUCAGUCUGAAAUUAAUCAGGGAGAUCCAGAGUCUCAGUUACUAGAAAUGCAAGUUGAAACCCACAAGGGAAAAGGGCCUAUUCUGACAGAAGAGAGACAAAUGAAUGAUAGUUCUGAACUGAUGGUUUCUCCUUGGGUUUCAAACCUGUGUUCUCAGAGUCAGCUGGUUUGGGAGCCAGCAGACACAUCAGAAGUAAAUGAAGAAAAUCCUCAAGUAGCUGCGGCAGGUCAGGAUAGUUUUCGAGAAUCACCAGUGGAUUUUAAACUUGGAAAUGAAUCGGCAUUCAUUGAAGAAAGUCCUCAAGUUUCGGGAGCCCAGAAUGUGGAUCCAGAACUGAAAACUUUAAAUAAAAGUGAAUCAGACACUUUCCAUACUAGCAGUAAGGAAGAGGGGUUGUUGGCUAACUCCCAACAAAAAGCUGAUGAGGACUUUGAUGUAGUCCCUGAAUCAGGAGAAAUGCCAGUUGAGUGCCUGGUUAAUGUAGCAAUGACAAUUAGCACACGAAAGGAACACGAAACUAGCCAGCAGUCACUGAGUUAUGAAACCCUCCAGGUACAGGGAACUGAAGAUCUGGGCAGCAUCCCUUCUUCAAAUGAUGAAGAACUUCGUUCUGGUGUAGAAUGUAUAUAUGUAAAAGAUGAUACACAAGGGCCUUCCAAAUCUACUAUGGAAUUAGGUGGGGAGAAAGGUUCCAUAACAAAAGAGAGCUUCAGCAGGGUUCAGCCAGUGACUGUCCAAGAGCCAUUGGAUGGUCUCCCAACAGAAUUCAGUGUUGGGCAUCUGGGAGAGGAAGCCCUUUCUUUCACAGGCAUGAACACAGAGGUCUUAAAUACCGCAGCAGCUGGUGACUUUGACUUGCACACAACUUACUCAGAACUUAGCUUUGAUCAAUCUGGAACCUUUACUCUGAAUUUAAAUGUGGAACAUGAGAGAGAUUCUCCAAAAUCUAACGAAAUAAAGCCUACUGAUCCUUCCAGACUGAAGCCGCGUCUGGAGUUAGAAACCAUUGAUUUUAGUUUGGGGGAUAUUGAUGUGGACCGUGAACACCUGGAUAUCCUGCCACCUGAAAUUCUAAAUGAGGAUUCUGUCGAGAGCCCCAAAUUAGAAACUAUUGCACCAAUUUCUUUAGAGUCCAGCAAAACUAUUGAGUUGGGCAUUAACCAGCCAGGGGUUGAACCAGAAGUGAUUGAUUUUGCUGCGCUAACCUCUGGUGAGCAAGAUGAUAAAAUUUGUUCCUUGGUUUCUGAUGUAGCUGACCCACACAUGGUAUCUUCUGUACCAAAUGAUGGCACUGCAGAAACAGACCUACCACUCUUCAAAAUACAGUGCAUGCUGCCAAUUUCUGAAGUUGUUCUGAAAACAGGUAGUAAAAGCAGCACUUCUGAUAUGCUGUCACUGAGUUGUGGUGGCGAAAGUUUACAAAGCCAAGCAGCUGAGUGUAUGGAACCCUGUCUUCCAAAUCCAGAAGAAAUAUCUUUAGAAGUGGGGGGCUCAGGUGACAGUGAAUUGUAUGUCAUCAAGAAUGAGAUGCACACACUUUCAAAGGAGUUAACAAAGACAGAAGAGGUAAAAAGUAAUGAUAGCAUGUGUGGGGUUAACAGUAAAUCGGCUUCAGCAGCAACCAAAAGCCCUGCCGAGGAUCUGGUAAGUUCAGGCAAAAUUUAAUUUCAGUGCUUGAGCAGCUAUUUCUUGAGUUUUGUAAAUACUGUUUUAACAUGUUGGACAUUCUGCACCUCGCAGUAGAUAUUAGCUAAAGCGUAAAACUUCUUUUUUUG
Molecule: messenger RNA, 8882 nt
Organism: Gekko japonicus
Lineage: Eukaryota; Metazoa; Chordata; Lepidosauria; Squamata; Gekkonidae
Product: zinc finger protein 318-like
Exons: 10
Biological process (GO): negative regulation of DNA-templated transcription; positive regulation of DNA-templated transcription
Cellular component (GO): nucleoplasm
Molecular function (GO): nucleic acid binding; zinc ion binding
Source: RefSeq, a predicted model, not a curated record